AUGGAGGCCCGCACAGCUGGCCGCGGCGGCCAAUCGCGCGGCUGGGGGGCGGGGCCGCGUCACGUGGCGCGCAGGGGGCGCGGCGCCGGCGGCCACCCGGCACGCGGCGGGCCUCGGGACGGUUCGCGGCCCGGCCCCGCGCCGGGGAGCGGUGGCGGCAGUGGCUGCGGCAGCAGACACUCGUGCCCUGUGUCGCCCCCAGGCUGCCUCCUGGAGCGGGGCCGUCGGAGACUGCAUGGAGACCCCGCAGAGAAGACUUCCUCCAGAUCUGGAAAGGUCCAGCCUAAGUCUCUGGACUCCAGGGAGCCCGGGCCUCCGGAACUUGAAGGACCACGGGCCUGCGACCCUGAGGCCCUGGGGAAAGGACACGAGGAGAUGUGGAGCCAGAAGUACCACCUGCAGAGCCCACGCGCGAAGAGCAGCAACAGUGAACGGCAAGAUCGAAGCAGAGUUUCCGAAGAGCUUAUAAUGGUUGUCCAAGAAAUGAAAAAAUAUUUCCCAUCAGAGAGACCCAAUAAGCCGAGCACUCUAGACGCCCUCAACUAUGCCCUUCGUUGGGUACACAGUGUGCAAGCAAACAGUGAGUUUUUCCAGAUUCUCCGUCCAGAUGGAGCACCUCGAGCAGAUGUGACCACGUACAGUCUUGAGGAACUGAGCACGGUUGCUUCAGAACACGCUUCCAAAAACACAGAUACCUUUGUGGCGGUGUUUUCAUUUCUGUCUGGAAGGUUAGUGCACGUUUCUGAACAGGCCACUUCGAUCCUGAACUGUAAGAAGGAUUUCUUGGAGUCCUCGCACUUUGUUGAACUGCUCGCCCCUCAAGAUGUGAGGGUGUUCUGUGCACACACUGUCCACGCUCAGCUUCCCUUCUGGAACAGCUGGACCCAAAGAGCAUCUCAGUACGAAUUCGCUCCAGUGAAAUCCUUUUUCUGCAGGAUCCGUGGAGGCAAAGUCAGAGAGCAAGAGAAGCGUUACUACCCAUUCCGGAUUAUUCCCUAUUUGAUGCGCGUACAUGUCUCUACCCAGCGGGAACCUGAGUCGUGCUGUCUCAUCCUGGUGGAGAAAGUUCGCUCUGGUUAUGAAGCUCCUCGAAUCCCGAUGGAUAAAAGAAUUUUUACCACAACACACACCCCAGGGUGUGUUUUUCUUGAAAUAGACGAAAGAGCGGUGUCUCUGCUGGGUUACCUACCUCAGGAUCUGCUGGGGACAUCCAUCUUGGCGUACGUGCACCCCGAAGACCGUUCUCUCAUGGUUGCCAUACACCAAAAAGUCUUGAAGUAUGCAGGCCACCCUCCCUUUGAACACUCACCCAUUCGAUUCCGUACCCAAAAUGGAGAUUACGUCAUAUUGGACUCCAGCUGGUCCAGCUUCGUGAACCCGUGGAGCCAGAAGGUUUCUUUCAUCAUCGGUCGGCAUAAAGUUUGAACGAGUCCGCUGAAUGAGGAUGUUUUCGCGACCCGAAUAAAAAAGACGAACCAUAAUGACAAAGUUGUAACAGAAUUGCAAGAACAAAUUCACAAACUUCUCUUACAGCCGGUUCACACGAGCGCCUCCGGCAGCUACGGGAGCCCGGGCGGCAGCGCCUCGCGGGAGCAGCGCGUCAGGAACGCGUCGUCUAGGGAGGCCGGCGGGCCCCGCGCCGCGCACGCGCACGGGGAGCUGGUACGUGAGCCACGUCGCGUCUGCGCAGGCGCGUCCUCCACCCUCGUUAGAGAUUCUGGAUCUUACUGGAUCGCAGACGCCCUGUUUACCCCAUUUUGGUUUGAAACAAUGGCUGUUAAAAGAAAAUACCAGCUUUGGAAGCUGACUUUGCAGCAGGUCUCUGCCAGUCUAAACAAAAUUAAGAAUCUCGGUCAGCAGCUCUACAUUGACUCAAUGGCCAAGUCACCAAAUAAGCAAGUGACGGCGAUGCGCACAGGACGGCUUGGCGAUGAGCAGAAGGUCUCUUCUGCCUUCCAGACGUUGAAAGACGAUAGCAUGCAUGUGGAGUCUAGUGAAGAUUGGAGAAAAGACCAGCAUAGCCUAUCUUAUCAGCAAAUAAACUGCAUUGACAGUGUUAUCAGAUACAGAUACAGGAGGAGCUGCGACGUUCCGGCUUUGAAAAGGAAGAGCGCGUCCUCUUCAUCCUCGGAAGACAGAACCACAAGGCAAAUGAUGCCCAGACCUUGCACGGUAACGCGAGUGUUUGGAUUUUUCUUUUCACUGUCGGUUUCUCUCAUGCCCCCAGCUGCGCCUCAGACCCCAGCCACAGCUCACUUGGAGAUGUCUACUGCCAGGGGGUCUGCAGACGCUACAGGACGCGCCCCCCAGAGCCUGUCCCCGGCGGCGCUGAGCCUGGGCUCUGGCACAAGCCAGUGUAGCUACGGCAGCACCGUUGUCCACGCCCCGCCACCAGAGUCAGUGACUCUGGCAGAGGAUGCUGUCCCAGCGUGUGAGCCCUGGACCCCGUGCUCACACCCAGGUCCGCGGACCUCAGAAGAAUUUCAACAUGUAGGGCUCACAAAAGCCGUGCUGUCAGCCCACGCACAGAAGGAGGAACAGAAUUAUGUUGAUAAAUUCCGAGAAAAGAUCCUGUCAUUGCCCUACGGAGCCUGUCUUCCGCAAGAAAGCAGAAGCAAACCUAAACAUUUGUACGUUCAAGGAGGCUCCGCUUCCAAGCAGAGCAGCGCGGCCGGCGGCAAGAAGGGGAAGCACAGGGGGAAGAAGCUGCCACAGCUGCCGGGCAGCAGUGGCACUAAGGACGCCUUCCGUCCCCACUUGCGAGGGGACGUCCAGGACACACAGCCCUGGGGCCCCUCCCCCGCCUCCUCUCCGUGGGCCUCCGGCCUGUCGUUCCCGGCUCCUUCCCCCGUCCCGGCCCUGCCCCGUGCGGGAGGAGGCCACGUGGCAGCAGUGGCUCCGUUUGAAUGUCUGUCUGAGCCACGUUUGCCCAACUGCUUGCAGUCUUUUCCUGCCCCCCCCCCCCACUUAGAUACUUUGAUGACCAUUUUCCUGCACGAACCCCCUGUCUGUCCCCUUUUGUCACCAUCCUUCCCUCCAUAUCCAUUCUUGGGAGCACCAGACUCUUCCAAAAUUCCACCCUCAGCAUCAGCAGUGGCUGCCAGCCUGGAACCCCCGUGGUCGGUCCUCAGCCGAAGGCGAGCUGAGGGGAAAUGGGAGAUGCCGCGUGAAGAGCACGCACUCACUACCUCGAGGAGCAGCUCACCACUGUGGCUCAACUUACUGCAGGAAGACACGCUCAGAUCCCGCGAAUCUUCAGAUCAGAUGAGAGGGGUAUUUGCCCAGAAGCCGAGGAUGUGUCUCCUAAUCUGUAAUUGUUGUUGGUCUUUGAUAGGAAGCAGUGACCACAGUAUAUACUCCACUAGUGGUGAUUAUUCUUCUGAAAUCACCUCAGAGGGACAGCAGUCUCAGGAUGUACAGAAGAAAGAAACAUUUCCCGGUUUUGCUGAAGAGUCCAUGUGGAGAAUGAUAAAACAGACACCUGAGUGCAUUCUAAUGACAUAUCAGGUACCUGAGAGGGUGAAAGAGACCGUGCUGAAAGGGGACCUGGAGAGGCUGGUGGGCAUGCGGCCGCAGCAACCCCAGUUUUCACGCACGCAGAGGGAGGAGCUGGCCAAGGUGCACUCUUGGAUUCAGAGUCAGGCUGUCCCCGAGAUAGACAUCCAGGGCUGUGUCACCUGCGAAAGCAAAGAUUCCCUUGGUGACGCCGCAGAGUCCUGUGGUCAAGCUCCAGCAGCAAACGGCAGUUGAGUGGCCACGGAGAUGGCACCUGCCGGACAAGCAGACCUCUUGGUGUGUCUCUUUAACCCCUGACUCCUACAUGGCCAUGAAGCUAUCAGUGAAUGUGAAGGUUUUCCCUUCUGGACUUUUUAACAGGCAUCAUUUUGCUGAAACAGACGUUGUAUAUACCGUCUUUCAUUCCUGUGUUCCUGGUGUAUUAAAGCUGUCAGUCAGCUUCUCUUUCUGGUUGGCCGUCCUCUGAGCAGAUUGGAUGGCCUCUAGAGAGGUGUGUGCACAGCGAAACUUGACUUCGGGUGUCACCCAAAAUGGAUGGUAGUUAGAAGUAUGGCUAGAAGUAGCCCCGAACGUUAGCCUCGUUUAUUUCGUUCUGUUGUUACGUGGAUCAUUUUCCUGUGGGAGGACGUAGGACGUCCACCUGCAGGCCAUAUACUGUUCGGAAUGGUUUCCAUAAGUUGCGUACUUUCAUGCGGCCUGUGCACAACUUGGUGCUUCCCCUCGAGAUUAAGAGGAGACGUUCCGCUUCCUCACGACGCCAAGUCACUUCAGUAUUUACCAGUGUUAGAAAAUAUCACCCAUCAGUACACUGGGAAUAGCUGGCUUUUAGGUUUGGAUUCUGAGCUUUAUUCCUAUAGAUGCCUUUCCUUUUAAUAUUCCACCUUCCACUGAAAUUCCCAAAGUCUUAUCUUAAAAACCAGUCUACUUACAAUGAGCUUAUUCCUUGGAGUUAAGUUAGCUUUUGCAUCUGUAACAUUAAAACAGAAAGAGCUCUGGGGCGCCUGGGUGGCUCAGUCGGUUGAGCG
Messenger RNA from Lynx canadensis (Canada lynx), 4541 nucleotides. It is a transcript of the gene PER3, whose product is annotated as period circadian regulator 3. The record is from RefSeq and is a predicted model, not a curated record. Lineage: Eukaryota; Metazoa; Chordata; Mammalia; Carnivora; Felidae. Gene Ontology annotation, cellular component: nucleus; cytoplasm. Gene Ontology annotation, biological process: entrainment of circadian clock by photoperiod; circadian regulation of gene expression; negative regulation of transcription by RNA polymerase II. Gene Ontology annotation, molecular function: transcription corepressor binding; transcription cis-regulatory region binding.